CUCACAAACAAGUUCCAGCAAAGGCGAACAAUUUUGACUGUGAAGAGCGAGAUGGCGCUGUGUUUUGUGAAAACAUCAACGUUUGUUUUGCUGGUCCUAGUACAAGUUUGUCAUGGGAAGGACCCUCAACCCCAACAGAUUCACAUCUCAGCAACAGGAGAUCCUACAGAGAUGAUGAUCACCUGGGUCACUAUGGCUUACACCAACUACACUAUUGUGGAAUACAAUAAGGCUGGUUUUCCUCUUACGCUGCGGAAAUCUGGCAGCAUUACUAAAUUUACUGAUGGUGGUUCAGCACAUUUGGUGAGAUACAUUCACAGAGUCAAACUGACAGGACUGGUUCCUGCUCAAAGAUAUGAUUAUCACUGUGGAGGAUAUGAUGGGUGGAGUGAAGUGUUUGCUUUCAAUGCCAUCAAGUCUGGAGAGGACUGGAGUCCAAGACUAGCUCUUUAUGGAGACUUAGGUAGUGUCAAUGCAAAAUCUAUUAGCUACCUUCAAGAGGAUGCUCAGAGAGGAAACUAUGAUGCUAUUCUUCAUGUUGGCGACUUUGCAUACAAUAUGGAAUAUGAUAAUGGAAUGGUUGGAGAUGACUUCAUGAAUCAAAUUCAGACAAUUGCUGCCUAUGUUCCCUAUAUGACAUGUCCAGGAAAUCAUGAACUAGCAUACAACUUCUCAAACUACAGAAACAGGUUUUCAAUGCCAGGAAACACAGAAGGUAUAUUUUACAGUUGGAACAUUGGUCCUGCACACAUCAUCAGCUAUUCUACAGAAGUCUACUUCUGGUUGCAGUAUGGAAUUGAACAGAUCGUUCAGCAGUAUAACUGGCUUAUUAGAGACCUAGAGGAGGCAACUCUUCCUGAAAACCGCAGUAAACGUCCCUGGAUCAUCACCAUGGCACACAAACCAAUGUACUGCAGUAAUAAUAAUCCUAAUGAUUGCACAAAAACUAACAGCAUGAUUCGCACUGGAAUAACCUCUAAGCAUUUGUGGCCUUUGGAAGACUUGUUUUACAAAUAUGGUGUGGAUUUGAUGUUGGAAGCCCAUGAGCACUCCUAUGAACGUUUGUGGCCCAUUUACAACAUGCAGGUUUGCAAUGGAUCUCAUGAGGAGCCGUACACCAACCCUUGCGCCCCAGUUCAUAUAAUCACUGGUUCAGCGGGAUGUGUUUCGAAGCAUGACCCUUUCAAGAAGGAUAAGCCAUUUUGGACAGCUUUCCGUACUCUGAAUUAUGGUUUCACUCAGAUGACAAUCCAUAAUAAGACUCACAUAGGCAUACAGCAAGUGGAUGUUGACCUGGGUGGGGAAGUUGUUGACAAAAUAAUGCUGAUAAAGGAUGUUCAUGGACCAGAAGCUUGGGCUAGAAAGAAUGUGAAGAAUUGAAAGCUGAGGAAAAUGAUGAAAUCUUUACAACCACUUGUUGGAAAUUUACUCUUCCAGUAACUUGUUACUUUUGGUAUAUUACUAAUCUUUGCAGAGAAGCUGAGUUAUGGUCUCUCCUUUUGUAAUUACUUUUUUUCACAAUAAUUUUGCAAUAUAAAGAGGGUACAGGGCAUGUGUUUACUUAAAUAAACAACAAUUCACUGUUGUUUAUUAGAACAGAAUGCAAAAGUAGCUUGGACAACUAAUGAGGAACUGAUCAACUUAUGAAUAAUGAGGUGUGGAAAAACAACAUUUUACUGUAAUUGUAUAUUCAUGCACGGUGUGUGAUGCCUAAUCCUUUAACCCCAUAGAGAGACCAGCAUCUAAUUUCUCCUUACAUUAUUAUUCUAGAAUCCAACAUUAAGAUCAUGAGAAUUUAGGAAAUGAUAACUGACUAAAAAAUAUUUUGAUUGUUGAUCAAAAUUUCACUGUCAGUACCACAGGAAAUGUAUAGAAUAUAGAUGGAGAAUAUGCAUACUGAUACUAGUGCAGAAAGGGUUAAUGGGGGCAUGCUUGUUUUAUAUCUGACUCAUUAAUCUUAUCACAGUCCCAUUGAAAAUACGACUAGUCUUGAUAGUAGUUUCUGUUCAUUGUCUGUGGUUAGAAGGAUUUCUUUAGUGUCCACAUUCCAAAUUUAAUGAUCUUUAUAAUAUAUAGGUAUAGAUGUUGUGUCAAGAAAACUGAGCAACCUUGAACUUUCUUGUGAAAUGGAGGAAUUUAAAAAAAAAAUUAUCACUUUUAAUGAAUAAUCAAUUUAUAUAUUAUUUUGUACUUUGAAUUAAUAAAACUUUUUUCGUGUUCAUGUUA
Molecule: messenger RNA, 2226 nt
Organism: Pocillopora verrucosa
Lineage: Eukaryota; Metazoa; Cnidaria; Anthozoa; Scleractinia; Pocilloporidae
Source: RefSeq, a predicted model, not a curated record